UCAGCGUCUGGGAUGCUGAGCAGGCGGGCGGGGCCGUUUUUCCUUGCGAUGCCCUGCUGUAGCAGGAAGAGCAGAGCGGACACAGGAGGGGAGCAGAGCACGGUUCGCACGGCUCAUUUUCGACAUCGUUUUUCUGAUCGUUCGCAUUCUGCAACCACAAUGGGAUUACUACGUUUUUAACGCCAAAAACAACAACAACAAAAAAAGACGUCGGAGCCUUGUUAUACGGACAUCCCGAUUUCCUCACAUCAGUAGGUACACCUUAGCGUGGAUCGAGAUUUUCUGUGGCGUCAGCCCGGUGGAAAGGGUGUUUUUGGUGUCUUAGUGGAACGCUACAUCCCGCAGCAUGGCGUGGCCCUGCAUCAGCCGGGCGUGCUGCAUGGCCCGCUUCUGGAACCAGCUGGACAAGGCUGACAUCGCAGUGCCUUUGGUCUUCACCAAGUACACCGACGUGUCGGAGAUGCAGCACAUCCAGCUGCAGCCGCAGCUCCAUCCUCCCCAGGCCCGGGUCGCCAUAGAAACGCAGCCGUCGCGUGCGGAGCGCCCCGCCAAGGCGCAGCGCGGGCCGCGCAGGUGCGUCUCUGAGGAGCGCGUGUGCAGGUCGGUGAUGCGCGAGGACUUCAAACACUGGAAAGUGCGGCCCGAACCCAGCUGUAAACCCAGGAACGAGUACCACGAGCCGGAGACCCCGUUCAACAACGAGACCCAGUACCAGAAGGACUACAAGGCCUGGCCUAUCCCGAAGAGGUACGACCACCCCUGGAUACCCAAACCCCCACCAGGCGACGACCAGCGAACCAGGGGCGAGAAAAAGCACGUAGGGCUCGAUGCGGAAUGCGGCGUGGAGAAAGGCGCCAUUGCCGACAAGGUGCAGGAAAAGGACCUGCUACAGGGGCAGGAGAGGAAGAAGCGGACCAGCAAGCAGGAGGGGGAGAAGAAGGUGGUCCUGAAGGUGGAGGCAGAGGGCAGGGGGAGGGCGGCGGUGGAUGCCCUGAACCGACAGAUCAAAGAGGAGAUCACAGCUGGGACCUCCUACAAAAAUGAAUUCAAGGCAUAUAAAGAUGUGACGCCAGUAAAGAUGAUUCGGGCAAAGUCUCAGUACCUGCCUCCAGAUGAAAAGACGAGCUUAGAGACCAGCUACAGCGCCAACUUUAGGGGACUAGCUCCACUGCGGCCCACUGACAACAAGGCCCAAGACAGGAGGAGGAUACGCAGUUUGUACAGCGAGCCUUACAUAGACCCCAUCAAACAGGUUGACAGGUAUAGUGCCCUGCGCUCUAAACCUAAAAAGCCUGGAGCCACAGCUGCAGGCCAGGGUAAACCGGUGAGGAAAGCCAAAGAUAAGCAAAGCGCCACGCUGAAGGGCUCCAAGAAGACGACCUCGGAGAACCAGGCCGAGAACCGACCAGCAGUUGGGGACAAGGAGAAAAGUAAAGAGAUCAACAACAAACUGGCUGAGGCAAAAGAAUCACUAUAGUAACGAGUGGGCGGAAGCAUCCUCUUUCCUGUCUCCGCCAUUUGAUGCUACCCACCUCCCCCACUCUGCUCGCCUCCAUCUCCAGGUUGCCAUGGCUACUUGGCUGCCUCGCCAACCAAUGGAUGACUCUUGUUGCAUGGGCCCAUUUACAAGCACGUCUGAAGGGUUGGCUUUGAUCAGCUGAGCAGAUUGCUUUGUAGAGUUUAUCAAGGAUUUGUCUUUUUUCCCUUCUUUUGGUUUUUUUGGAAGAAAAAGUGACUCAUAUUGGCUCUUUUGUAUGAAAUCCACCACCCCCCUUAAAAAAAGACAGCAAACUACAAAAUCUUUGAUAAAUGUCCCACUUGGUUAUUCAUGAUGUGUGCGUGGUCCACAGCAUCUUCUGUAUGUGCUCUCUUUGUUUCUCUAUCUGCCUAAAGGUCUGUGUUUGGCAACAUCACCAUCAGCUCUUUGGUAAAUGUGAUUUCCUUUCCACUGUCUUAUUGUGAACUCUGUUCAAUGAUAGAGGAUGUCCUUAAUUCAUCUAAAGAUCCUGUACACCCAUCCAGCAUAUGCCUAUUUCAUGUAAAGCUCAUUGUAACACCUAAUUUGUUUCCUAAGGCCCUGGUUUCUGCAUCAAAGCCCAGUCCUUCGGAGAGCACAGGAGGAUUUCCUAUGAAUUACAUAAUGCUGUUAUGCAGACGUAACCCUUUUAAAUCACAAUACUACCAUUUCUCAUAAUGCAAGUGGGAGGUGCUUAGAGGAGCUGGGAACUGGUGAUGUUGAGUGGUGUUGUGUGUUUGCUGCCUGCCAAGCACACAGCGCUCACAGCUGUCAGCCUGCUUGGUUGUAACUCACUAUAAUCACCUCUAACACUGUUUUUACCAGCAAGGCUUAUCCGUCUGUGAAGCCACAGUUAUGGGAUUGCUUUACAAAAUGAACUCACAACAUGAUCCUCAUCCAGUUGUCACAUUUUCUAUCUCCCCUGUUUGGAGGGAACCCUGUAUCAUAAGCUACUGAGGUAUAACAUAUUUGGAAGGUUACAUUCCUUGACCAACUUUUGCCCUACUAAUAAAGUUCCAUUCAGUCAUUGAUUCCUCCCGCCCCUCCCCAUCUAUCAAUCUCUUCUCUGUUAUAGUGACCUAAAGAAGAAAGUUCGGGGAGAGUCUAAAUUAAAAAGAAUUUCACCUGGGUUUAUGAUUUUAUUACACCAAUGUAGCAUCGGUACCAACUGUGAGGCCAUAAAAUAGCAUCUUAUGUUAGGAAGUGCUGUCAUUUUUUGAAUCAGAUUUUCAUUUUUUCCCCUGUGCCAGAUAGAACGUUACAUCUAUUUUGUCUUAGUUUUACGCCUGUCUUACAGGGACUGCUCAGUCACACAGCAGUGUCGUAACGUCGUCUCCGCUUUAUAUUAUAAAUAAUUAAUUACGGCCCAGAAAAUACUUCUAGUUCUUUUAUCUUCUUACAUUGUUAUCCUUAAAGAGAACUUGGCGUCAGCAGGUCAAAGACUUACUAACACUAAUCGGAAAUUGGUGCAGAACUGCCACUCAGAUGACCAAAAUAAGGGCUUUAUUCUCACACGGGUAUAGUUUGUCUGUUCUUAUUAAAUUCUUCUUUCUGGUACAAUCACAAAUCAUGUACUGUUGAAACUUAGCUACCAGGAGGUAGAUUGAAAGGAAGUGGAAAUACAAUGAAUGUCUUCAUAAUGGAUGGAUGGAUGGAUGGAUGGAUGGAUGGAUGGAUGGAUGGAUGGAUGGAUGGAUGUUUCUUGCUUCAGACUGUAAAAUGUCCAAUAAUCCCAGACGUCUUUGUGAGGAUAUAGUGCAGCAGACAGGGGUUGUACCUUAGGCUGAGGUUCUGAGCUGGCUCUGGCAGGUAAAGGCCCUGGAGCUCCAAACCAAGCGGCAGGGUGUGUUGCAUUUCGGUUUUUAAAAUGAAAGAAAAUGUCUUUUACCGUAUGUCCCUUUUAACACUGCUUGUCAUCAUAAUCGCCCUCUAUUUGUGUUCGUCCAUUUCUGGAAGCAGGACCCCAGGUCCAUGAGAGCUGUCGUGUUUUAGAUCACACGGGCCAUGGAAACUCUUUUCACCGUGUCACGCUGUCACUGUUUUGUCUGCAGAACAACAUCUCCCCCUUCAUUCAGAACAACUUAACGUUCUGUGUUUUCGUUCUAUCUCUUCAGCAACCAUCACCACCAUACAUAUCCAAGCCAAACACCGAGCCCAUCGGGGACGAGGGCCCGACUCAUUAGCAUUUUGCAGCCUUUGAUUGGUGAUGGUUUGGGGAGUGGGGGCACCAUGUCAUGUAACAUAAGGGGGAUGGGGGGCUCUUAAAUGUAAAUUAGUACACCCACACACCUGGUGCUAUCUAUAUGUAUUUACCAGGAAAAAGAAGGCUUAGAAAGUCUGCUAAAGAAAGCUAUGUCUUGGACAAAAUCAACUGUGACGUGCUUGUGUUUUAUCUGCUUGAUCUUAUUUAAUGACACAUUAUAAAUAAAUGCAAAACGCAGAAAAAGCA
This is a messenger RNA of Fundulus heteroclitus (mummichog), 3965 nucleotides long. It is a transcript of the gene map6a, whose product is annotated as microtubule-associated protein 6a. Gene Ontology annotation, cellular component: Golgi-associated vesicle; microtubule; cis-Golgi network. The coding region runs from base 347 to 1477 and encodes 376 amino acids. The record is from RefSeq and is a predicted model, not a curated record. Gene Ontology annotation, biological process: regulation of microtubule cytoskeleton organization; microtubule cytoskeleton organization; cytoskeleton-dependent intracellular transport. NCBI's taxonomy places the organism in Eukaryota, Metazoa, Chordata, Actinopteri, Cyprinodontiformes, Fundulidae. Gene Ontology annotation, molecular function: calmodulin binding; microtubule binding. The transcript is spliced from 4 exons.